AUGGCGAGACUGAAUGACGAGGGUCAGCCAGACUCGGUAAUUCAUGUCUCCGACCAUAUGCUAAGCCCCCAGCCUCGUGCCCCUCCCGGCAAGGAGCAUCUACUCACUUCCUUUGAGACAUCCCACCUGCCAAACGAGAACGGAUACACAAUCGAUGAUGUUCAAAUGACUAUUCAAGACUAUGAAUACAGUUCCUCAUCAUCCUCAGCCCGACAUUCGACGAGUGAUAUCUUCGGUCGCGAGAUGGACGCCGAGCUGGAUCAGAUGAAGUCUCGGGCGUCGAGUAGCUCGUCUCUAUCUUCCAUUCCAGCUUCGGUGCUCAUACAUCCAAAAGCAAUGGCUGGUAUACCAGCACUUGAUAGCAGCGCCGGGUAUACCUUGGAAGAAGAUGAGAUGAGUUUCGGAGAAUUCGAGGGACCACCGAAGUCGAUACGAACCAUCCGCCAGCGCGAGGCGGCAUUUCGAAAGCCGAGUUCUGUGCGUGCUAUGCAGAUGCACACAGAAGACGAGGCAGAUGACGACGAAUACCUGACACCACCGAGACGCCGAGCAGGCAUACGGUCACCGGGCACAUCGCCGCUGAAACGAUCGCCUUACUAUUCGCCCAACGCUCCCCCGAACAAACCCCAGCCCAAGGUUCAAAAGGAAUACCCGUUAGUUCUUUUGCACUGCAAUCUGCUUGCACCGUCCCUUCCAGUCCCCGGUGCAGCGCUACCGCAGAACCAGAAACUCGUCGAGGAAACACUACCGCCGGAGUAUUGGAAGCGAUGGAGACGGUUGCAGGACAAGGUUGGAUCUGGUGUACUACGCGAUCGAGGAGUAUUGAUCUCCCACCCGGAGGAUCUCUACGACAUAUUGGAAGAGCGGCUGCUAGAGAGUCUCGAAUUACAACGCUCACGACUGCAGCAGGGCCACUUUGUUGGCCACGAAGAAAGCGGGCCCGGGUCUGAGGGUGAACUCUCUGAUCAAGGAGAGAGCGAGACGGACGGCGAGCAAGAUGAAGAAUGCCCAGAUUGUGGUGGGCGUGUCCGGCACGGUGAUAGUAACCGGAAGUGGGAAAUCAAAGUUUUUGCGGCGAACGGACUGAUGCGCGCUGGGGCUUGGGCUGCUGCUUGGAAGGAAAUGGAGAAAGUCGACGUUGAAGUUGGACUCUGGUUGCCAUCUGAUAUACGGCGAGAUCUGGAGAAAAGGCUUGCAGAAGAACACGCAGCCACCUCUGCCGAGGAACUGCUCGGCUCGCCGCUCAUUCACCAGGCUACGCAGUUUGCUAUGGAUCCACGCCGGACGUCCAUCCAUACACAUUCGAGGGCUGUCAGCGAUGCAGUGUCCUUCCGGGCUAGUGUACCACCCUCGGUGGCUCCUUCAGCAAACCCAACAAAUCCCGAAAUGAACUUCUCGCAGGCUGGAAGAGAGAAACAACACGAAGUUGCCCUUCAGACCCUGUUGGUCAAUUACAUCCGUGUGCUUGCUAGUGACAGACGCAAUGUCGCACUGGCUUUCAUGAGUAUAUUGGUCAUGUUCCUUGCUAUUGGUUCAUACCCUCAGCAGCUACCACUUCAGCCCUUUAUGCACUCGCUUCCUCGUGAGAUGGCAGAGUCUCCUGUGAUCCUGACGGUGACUGACGCACCCUUUCUGUCCACUGCCACAUCAAGUGCGUUGAUGUUCGAGACCAUUGGAUUUCCUUUCGCCGCCUCCUCGAUUAUGGCAGCUGAGUCGGCUGUCUCAAGUUCGACUGAAGAACCUGCUUCAACAUCAAUCCUUGGAGAGCCUGAGGCACAACCGAUUGAGCCCACCGAGUCCACCGAGCCUCUCGAGUCUGCUGCUCAUGAGUCUGCUGAGACUGCCGAGCCUGAGACACAGACAACCGAGGCAGAAGCAACAAUUCAAUCUGUGCCCGAGCCAGAUGCGACACUCAUUUUUACAAACGAGGAGCUUGGUCCUGAAGUACCUCCGGUCAUGGACGAAACUGAAGCUGAGCCAGUGAAUGAAUCCGUCGAAGACGAGCCGGAGCAUAUUCUGAAUGUGAGAAGAUAG
Messenger RNA from Penicillium cinerascens, 2034 nucleotides. RefSeq lists its product as uncharacterized. The record is from RefSeq and is a predicted model, not a curated record. Lineage: Eukaryota; Fungi; Ascomycota; Eurotiomycetes; Eurotiales; Aspergillaceae. The coding region runs from base 1 to 2034 and encodes 677 amino acids. The transcript has a single exon.